UUGCAGUUAAAUCUAUGAUUACAACGUAGUUUGUUCGCGCGUGGGCACUGUUUUAAAGUAAUAUUUGUAAAUUAAAUUUAAGGAAAAGUGUAGAAUUUAUAAAUUCAAACAAUGCAUUAUACAAAUUGAGACUUUUUACAUCGAACUAAGAGAAAUAAACGACAAAACUUUGAUAUAAAAAAAAAGCCAAAUACAAAGUGCUGAGUAUAGGGUUUUUGUUCUAGCAUUCGUCUUUGCGUCAUACAGCCAUAGUAGACGAGAGAAUUCGCUAAAAAGCGACGCGAGUAAAAAUCGCCCUGCCUUGUGUGCUACUUCGUCUGUUCCAACUCAAACAACUGCAAAACAACGGAUCGUAGGCAUUGAUUACUGGCGCAACACACGUUUAAAAACUUUACAUUUCUAAUUGUAGUCUAAGGUGGCUGCCCUAUAGUAAUAUUCCCUAGAAGUCAUAUAUAUAUUGACAUGGUCAUAGCGAAGUUCUCAGUUUUUAAAAAUGAUCACUACAUUUUUUCUAAAGUGGAAAAUAAAUUGAACCUUGAAUAGAAACGCAGCAACUGUGUAAAUAUCUACGUUAAAGCUAAACCAACACAUUUUUUACAUACAAACACUGUAAAUUAGAAAUUACUCGGUCGAACGUAAGCAGAAAAAAUUCAUUUACAAGGAUUAAAGAAGCAAUAUUGGUCAUUUGGCUCACCUGCUAAAAUGGCCUCUUCUCCUACCCCGUCAUUGGACUCCAUACGUGGUACUAAUUCCAUAGAAUCUUACGGCGAACACACAGGAUAUUUAUCUGACUCCCCACUUACACUGAGCGGCUCAUCACCACCAGUUAGUGACUCAGCUAUUUGUGACGAAUUUACCAGCUCCUCAGGAUCCGUUAGUAAUCAGCAUCAUCCCAUUUCGGCUUCAGUAUCAUCUUCUUCGUCGUCGUCGUCUAGUAGCGGUCUAAGUGGUUGCGGCAGCACAAGUAGUGCUAAUAGUAAUAAUAGUUGCAGCAACAUAAAUAGCGGUAGUAGUGGUGGGGGUGUACUCGGCGGUAUCACUUGUAACAGUAGUAACGGUCCUGGCGUUAUUGGCAGCAAUUUGAAUGGUAAAGGUAGUCCGUCGAGCAGCAAUCUACUUACCAAUAAUGGCAUUGUAAGCGUAUCCACAGCUAAUGGUGGUGCUGUACCGCGUUGCACCGCUUGUAAGAGUAAACAAUCAGACGCUGUGGCGAGAUGUUUUGAGUGUAUUAGCUAUUUAUGCGCCAAUUGCGUUACAGCUCAUCAAUUUAUGCACUGUUUUAACGGGCAUAAUGUCUCAUUAAUAAAAGGUUUUGAUACGACCACAAAUAACGUGACCACAGCACCAUCAACGACACCAACGUCCUCAGUCACCGCCACAAACUUAGCAGGCCCUACGUCCAGUAAUCUGACUACAAACGAUUUAAAGUUAUCUAGUUCGCUAACUAUGAUGUUGCAACAACAGCAACAACAACAGCAGCAGCAGCAGCAACAGCAACAACAUCAGCAACAAAUCACCAAAUUUACGCAACUCUCCAAAAUGGUAAUGAAUUCGCAUCUUGUUGGUAGUAAUAAUGCCGCUAUAUUGGGCGAUAAUGGUGAACAAUUGGAGAAUAGCAGUAACGCUGAUGAUUUAUUUGGCAAUAUAGUUCCACAAUUACGGUCAACAUCGUAUUGUCGUCGCCACAAAAAUGAAGCUUUGAAAUUCAAUUGUCGCACAUGCUGCAAGAUUGCUUGCAAUGAAUGUGUCCUGCAAGAGCAUUCAGCCGGUUUACAUGAUGUUGAACAUAUACAAGAACAUCAAUUAUCGACAGUUUUCCCACCAAAUAAUACGUCGACAACAGCAACGUUCAACAGCCAACAACAAUCGUCGUCCGAAACGGUGUUGCAAACUGUAUUGACUGAAUUACGUGGAAAAAUUGCCGAAAUUGUAUCGUUGGUCAGUAGUAAUUCGGACAAUAAUUCCAGCAAAAUAAAAAUGCAAUAUCAAAAAGCACACAAUGAGGUCAAUGAGACUUAUCAAUUCUUCUGUUCGAUGAUUGACGAGCGUAAGCAAGAGGUUUUGAAGGAACUGGAGGGUUUAUAUAAUGCCAAAGUGGCAUCGAGCAGUGUCUGGUUGCAGCGGUCCAAGGAACUCAUUGAGAAAGCCGUGCAUACAUGCGAUAGUUUGGAACGUUCACCGAAAACACAUAGUGUCACCGAUGUUUUAAUGCUGCGCAAAAUGCUUGAACAGCAGCUACAAACCGCUUUAAUGGAUAUGCAAUUGCCAUUUGAAUUGGAAUUUGUUUCAAAUUACCAGUCCAUACAGGCGGGUGUACGCAACACGUUCGGUUAUGUUAGACCAGGCAAUGUUGAAACAACUAGUGGUCAAUUAGUUAAACAGCCACCCAUAGCCAGACCAACACAGAGCUCAUCCAAUAGCAGCAGCAGCAAUAGUAGUCUCAGCGGUGUAGGUUCAACACAUUUGCCGCUUGGUUUGGGUUUGUCGAGUAGCCUCCUUGACACCUACAAUAAUGCUAUGGUUGGUAGUGGUGUAAACGGUGUUGGCGGUAUACUUGGACGUAGCAAUCAUAAUUUGAUUGGCAACGGUGGCGCAAAUAGUAGCGCAAAUUUCGAGGAGUUGAUGGCUAAACGUUAUCAUAACCAUGCAACGGCCGUCAAUGGUGUUAUUGCACCAUAUGUCAGUGUUAAUCCUUAUGAGAAAUGGAGUAAUGGCGGUAGUGAUAAUAUUUUUUCUACUACAGAUCCAUUUUCAAGCGCACAAUUACUUAACUCACUGACAAGCAGUGUGGGCGCCAGUAGCAGCGCACUCAGUGCACUAACUGUACAAGGUAGUAAUGCAUCUACCGAUUCACUAAUGGAUCUAACUUCGAAACUGCUCUCUACCUCCACUUAUCCACCUAAGUCACAAAUUAAACGCCAGAAAAUGAUUUACCAUUGUAAAUUUGGUGAAUUCGGUGUUUUGGAGGGACAAUUCACCGAACCCAGUGGUGUCGCAGUAAACGCACAAAAUGACAUAAUUGUCGCCGAUACGAAUAAUCAUCGCAUACAGAUUUUCGAUAAGGAAGGUCGCUUUAAAUUUCAAUUUGGUGAAUGUGGUAAACGUGAUUCACAGCUCUUGUAUCCGAAUCGUGUAGCUGUCGUGCGUAAUUCCGGUGAUAUAAUUGUUACCGAACGUUCCCCAACACACCAAAUACAGAUCUACAAUCAGUAUGGACAAUUUGUGCGUAAAUUCGGUGCCAACAUAUUGCAACAUCCACGCGGUGUCACCGUGGAUAACAAAGGACGCAUCAUUGUGGUAGAGUGCAAAGUGAUGCGCGUCAUCAUUUUCGAUCAGAACGGCAAUGCGAUUCACAAGUUUGGCUGCAGCAAGCACUUGGAAUUUCCCAAUGGUGUUGUGGUCAAUGACAAACAGGAGAUUUUCAUCAGUGACAAUCGUGCACAUUGCGUUAAAGUCUUUAAUUAUGAGGGUCAGUAUUUGCGACAGAUUGGCGGCGAAGGUGUCACCAACUAUCCAAUCGGUGUUGGGAUAAAUGCUAAUGGUGAAAUUUUAAUUGCUGACAAUCAUAAUAACUUCAAUUUGACGAUUUUCACGCAAGAAGGACAACUAGUGAGCGCAUUGGAAUCAAAGGUUAAACAUGCACAGUGCUUUGAUGUAGCACUCAUGGACGAUGGCAGCGUCGUACUGGCUAGCAAAGAUUACCGUCUAUACAUUUACAGGUAUGUUCAGGUCCCACCAAUUGUUAUGUAAAUGUGGAGAAUAGUAAAGCAAACAAAACAAAAACAAUUACACAUAAUUACCUAAAUAUUAAGUCGGUGUAAUAUGUAAAGGAUAAGAAAGUUUGCAAGUCGUGUAUCAGUUCCGAAACAUGAAGCUGCACUGAUGCCGGUAAACCUUUUUAUUUACAAUAAUCUAAUCUUAAUAUUAAAUGUUAUGUGUGUAUACGGUCGUUCGUUGGUAAGACCACUUGCAUAAGAUAAUUAUUAUUAUUACAAUUAUUAUUAUUAUUACUUUUUGCACAGAUAAGAUUGACACGCAAUUAUGCAUUGUAU
Messenger RNA from Bactrocera latifrons, 4052 nucleotides. It is a transcript of the gene brat, whose product is annotated as brain tumor protein. Lineage: Eukaryota; Metazoa; Arthropoda; Insecta; Diptera; Tephritidae. Bases 703 to 3750 code for a protein of 1015 amino acids. Gene Ontology annotation, biological process: negative regulation of translation. The transcript has 3 exons. The record is from RefSeq and is a predicted model, not a curated record. Gene Ontology annotation, molecular function: mRNA 3'-UTR binding; translation repressor activity; protein binding.